Messenger RNA from Panicum virgatum (switchgrass), 985 nucleotides. RefSeq names its product N-terminal acetyltransferase B complex catalytic subunit NAA20-like. The record is from RefSeq and is a predicted model, not a curated record. Gene Ontology annotation, molecular function: protein-N-terminal amino-acid acetyltransferase activity. NCBI's taxonomy places the organism in Eukaryota, Viridiplantae, Streptophyta, Magnoliopsida, Poales, Poaceae. The transcript is spliced from 6 exons. Gene Ontology annotation, cellular component: NatB complex. Bases 199 to 723 code for a protein of 174 amino acids. Gene Ontology annotation, biological process: N-terminal peptidyl-methionine acetylation.
UUAUCCUCCAGAAGCUUCUACGAGCCGCGGUCCCAAGUCUCCCAACUCGAUGAGGGAGAGUGAAGGGGGAGAGACACGAAUCCGGAAUUCCGGAUAGAGCGCCGCCCCCACCUCGACCCGCUCCGUCCGGCGACGAGGACCCCGUUCCGGCGCCGCCACAGCGUCGAACCGAGAGAAGGGCGAGGAGGGGGGGCAAGCAUGACGACGAUCCGGCGGUUCUGCUGCGACGACCUCCUCCGCUUCGCCUCCGUCAACCUCGACCACCUCACCGAGACGUUCAACAUGUCGUUCUACAUGACGUACAUGGCGCGCUGGCCCGACUACUUCCACGCCGCCCUCAGCCCUGGCGGCCGCGUCAUGGGUUACAUCAUGGGUAAAGUUGAAGGGCAGGGUGAGUCUUGGCAUGGGCACGUCACGGCAGUGUCUGUUGCCUCGGAAUUUCGGAGGCAGAAAUUAGCCAAGAAGCUCAUGAACUUGCUGGAGGAAAUCAGCGAUAAAAUGGAUAAGGCCUACUUUGUGGAUCUCUUUGUAAGGGCAUCUAACAUGCCAGCGAUAAGGAUGUAUGAAAAGCUUGGUUAUGUGGUUUAUCGGAGGGUGCUUCGAUACUACUCAGGGGAAGAAGAUGGCCUUGAUAUGAGAAAGGCGUUAUCACAAGAUGUCGAGAAGAAGUCCAUCAUACCACUCAAGAGGCCAAUCACACCUGAUGAACUUGAAUAUGAUUGAUGUUGAAGUCUAGGAAGUACAGUGUGGUGUUUGUUGCUUACCUGAACAGCAUGAAUGGGGAAUUUAACAAGCUUUGAAUCUGGUCUAGUGGUAUCAUUAAGUAGGGAUUAGUACUUGUACUGUUGUGUUUUUUGCACCAGUUAGGCCCCAUGGCAUUCAGUGUUUGAAUUGAGAGAACUGAUAACUGUGAUGUAAUGGAAUCAAACUGCUUUGUUUUGAUGUCAGACCAGCCAAAUAAUUCUUAUCCUGUGACGUUACUUGC